Messenger RNA from Lutzomyia longipalpis, 1502 nucleotides. RefSeq lists its product as uncharacterized. Gene Ontology annotation, molecular function: RNA endonuclease activity; single-stranded DNA endonuclease activity; nucleic acid binding. NCBI's taxonomy places the organism in Eukaryota, Metazoa, Arthropoda, Insecta, Diptera, Psychodidae. Gene Ontology annotation, biological process: apoptotic DNA fragmentation. The record is from RefSeq and is a predicted model, not a curated record. Gene Ontology annotation, cellular component: nucleus; mitochondrial inner membrane. The coding region runs from base 161 to 1360 and encodes 399 amino acids. The transcript has 3 exons.
UACCAAAACAAUUCCUUUAUGAAAGUGAACUACAUUUGCAUUGAUAAGACAUUCUUGUGGGUAUAAAUUCACGUAGAAAUGAAAAGAAAUUUUCAGUAAUUCUUGAUCGGUGAUCUUAUUUAGUCCAUUUAUUUAGUGAAAUUUCAUCAAUACAUACAAAAUGUUAAAAAUUGCAGUGUCUGUUAUCCUCUGUCUUGGGAUAUUUAUUGCAUCGAUCAAUGCAGAUUGCAAAUUGGAUCUAAAAAGGAAUCUUCCAUCGGAAAAGAUUCCCAUUUAUUUGAUAAAACAGAACAAUGAUGAUUUUUCUUUAUUUGUCCCUGAUGGACGUGAAACUACUUUUUACACAAAUGAACGUCUUUAUGCCUACUGUCCUGAUAUGCGAGCUAAUCAUGGGAUAAGAGAAAUCAUUUGUGAUGCACAAGGAAACUUUCCAAUUAAAUCCGUACAAUGCAAUGAGGAAAUUCAACCUGAACUGUUGCAACUUCCAAAGACUUGCUAUGAGAAUUUUGGCAAUGUCUGGAAGCUAGGGUUCUAUAUUCCCAGCAAUGCUAUAUCAUAUAGUAAAACAUUCUCAACUAUGGUUAGCGUAUGCUACCAUCUUGAUCUCUUUGAGACACUCUACACUUAUCACACAAUUAAUGGCAAAGCUAUUCAAUACUCCAUGAAUCGUGUUAAUCAACGUUUUUCAGGUGCAGGUAUCCCAACGACUAAUCUAACACCGAGAGUAUCGAAUUUAGACACAAUCUAUACACAACGGUAUCAAAAGGAUUUCUUCAAGACGCUCUACGGACAAAAUCAGAACUAUGUAACGGAUAAAAUCUACCUAACACGUGGCCAUAUGGCUCCAGCUGGAGACUUCAUUUUCCACCCUCAGAAAAGGAGCACAUUUUACCUUGCAAAUGCUGCACCGCAGUUUAAUACCGUAAAUGCAGGUAAUUGGGAAAUCGUUGAAGAUCUAACGCGAAUUUUAGCUGCUAAACAAAAUCGUCAAAUUGGAGUCUUAACGGGAGUCCUUGAAGUACUAAAGCUGAAGAAUCUCAACACAAAUCUCGAUGUUGUAGCAAGUUUAUCUGAUAAGAAUCGUUUUCACGUGCCAAAGUACUACUUUAGAAUACUUCUUGAUGAUACAACAAAAUCUUCAAUUGUUUUUGUCACACAAAACAACCCCUAUUCAACUACACCAACUACCGUCUGUACCAACGUAUGCAAUGAAGCAGGAUUCAGAUAUAGUCAAUUUACGGACUACAAUAAGGGCUACACAAUUUGUUGUAAAUUUGAUGAAUUUGUUAAAAGUAUUUAUUUUGUUGAACCGAAAAAAUUCAAAACUCAAUCAUUCCCAAAUCUUAUUACAAAUGUUUAAAGUUUCUUUUUUUUUAAUUUAUAAUGCCUUACUAAUUCUUAUGCUUUGUAGUUAAAGAGGUUUAGUCUUGCAUAUAUUUAACGAUAAGUUUACCAGAAUAAUAAAGGUGUAACAGGUUCUUAAAUAAAGACAGAAAACUCAA